Molecule: messenger RNA, 279 nt
Organism: Aspergillus fischeri NRRL 181
Lineage: Eukaryota; Fungi; Ascomycota; Eurotiomycetes; Eurotiales; Aspergillaceae
Exons: 2
Coding region: 1-279 (92 amino acids)
Source: RefSeq, a predicted model, not a curated record
AUGCUUCGCGGAUACUUGGAUGCGGAAGCAACUUUCAUCCAGCUGGUCAGCGACUCGAGUUUCCGCAGCCACUUCAACAUCCUGCGUCUGACCAUUCCCAUCCAGUAUGCAGGGGAUGUGGCUUACACCACCUGGGUGGACCAGCUCAGUGAUGGUGUGCUGCUAUUUAAGGCCACUAUGCUAGUGCGGCAUCUGCAGCAUCUUAAAGACAUGGAUGAUGCUGCAAGGUUCCUAUUCCUUAAUAACUCCCUUGCUCACUCCCCUGAUGCCAUCUGCUAA